UGUUUUCCCUACAACCCACAAGAAGGGGAGUUACCUUUCUCCUUCUUCUCAAAUGGCGGUCGACAAGAACAACUUAGACGAAGAAGCGUUAAGUUUACGCUUUUACAAAAUUGUUCUCAGUUGGGACUACCUUCGUCUCCUCAAAGAAUCCGAUCGGAAGAAGGGGAAAGGGGAUGAUGACAACGCUCUUGUUCUGAAAAAAGCAAAGAAUUCGUAUACAGAUGUUCAAGAUUAUCUUGCAACAUUCGAACCUCUUUUAUUUGAAGAAGUUAAAGCUCAAAUAAUACAAGGGAAAAAAGAUGAUGAUGAAGAAGAGACACUUUGGAUGAAGGCAGUAACUGUAGGGUGCAGUGAGAUUGACGGAUUUCACUUUCCAAUGAUUUCCUGUAGUGAUUCUGAAUCAAUACAACAGAAUGAUCUGUUGUUACUUUCAAAUAAGGAGUUUGGAGAUGGUAAGAGACUCCCAACUGCAUAUGCGUUUGCGUUGGUUGAGGAUCGUCGACCAGACAAAAUAAGACUUCGGAUGCACCUUAGCGGAGAGGUCAAACAAUUGAAUACACAGGAAAUCGAAGCUUGCUCUAGGCUUUUGAGUAUGCGUCCUCUUGUUACCGAAAAUGCAAAACUUUUGCAUGUUCUUAAGAUAUGCAGUUUAUCAACUAUAGCCCGUGAAUAUGUUGCUCUGCGGUCAGUGAGCUCCCUCCCAUUCAAGGAUUUGAUACUAUCAGCAGCUGAUAGCAACCGUUCUACAGAAGAUCAUGCCUGGAAAAUAUCUAGACCAUUGAAGGAAUUUCUUGAAAGCAAUCACAACAAGUCUCAGCUUGACGCUAUUAAUGCAGGGCUUUCCCGGAAAACUUUUGUGUUAAUACAGGGUCCACCAGGGACUGGAAAAACACAAACCAUACUUGGGAUUCUCAGUGCCAUUUUGCAUGCAACUCCUGCUAGAGUACACUCCAACAGGGUGAAGUUGAGCAGUGUAAAACGUGGACCAGAAUUAUCCAUGUCAGACAAAUACAAACACUGGGGACAAGCAUCCCCAUGGUUAGGUGGGAUUAAUCCUCUAGACCAAGAAAUGCCAAUAGAUGGGGACGAUGGAUUUUUCCCUACAUCUGGCAAUGACUUGAAACCAGAAGUAGUCAAUUCCAGUCGAAAGUAUCGUGUUCGUGUUCUAGUUUGUGCUCCGUCAAAUUCUGCUCUCGAUGAGAUUGUAUUGCGCAUUCUAAACACUGGUAUCCGGGAUGAAAAUGACCGUGCAUACAGUCCUAAAAUAGUACGAAUUGGUCUUAAAGCUCAUCAUUCAGUGCAGGCAGUCUCCAUGGAUUACCUAGUGGAACAAAGGCUGUCCGGCAUGGACUCACAAAUUGGUGAUAGGCAGAAGCAAGGAGGGCCUGUGAAAGAUAAAGACAGCAUUCGUGCUUCUAUUCUGGAUGAGGCUGUAAUUGUGUUCUCCACUCUUAGCUUCAGCGCUUCCCCUGUUUUCACUAAAUUGAAUCGUGGUUUUGACGUUGUUAUAAUAGAUGAAGCUGCUCAAGCUGUGGAACCAUCGACACUUCUCCCUUUGUCCAAUGGAUGCAAACAAGUAUUCCUGGUCGGUGAUCCAGUUCAACUACCAGCCACUGUGAUCUCACCUAUUGCUGGAAAAUUUGGAUACUGCACCAGCUUAUUUGAGAGAUUUCAGAGGGCGGGAUAUCCAGUACAGAUGCUGAAGACUCAAUAUCGCAUGCAUCCAGAGAUAAGGAACUUCCCUUCCAGAGAAUUUUACAAGGAGGCUCUUGAAGAUGGGCCUGAUAUUGAAGAGCAGACAAAGCGCUCUUGGCACGAAUACCGUUGCUUUGGACCUUUUUGCUUUUUUGACAUUCACGAUGGGAAGGAGUCCCAGCCAUCUGGAAGUGGUUCUUGGCAAAAUGUUGAUGAGGUUGAAUUUGUGCUUGCAAUGUAUCACAAACUGGUCUCCAGAUAUCCAGAGCUUAAAUCAAGUUCCCGGUUAGCUAUUAUAUCACCAUAUAGGCAUCAAGUCAAACUCUUGCGUCAAAAGUUCCGAGAAACCUUUGGAGUGGAGUCUGACAAGGUAGUUGAUAUCAACACUGUUGAUGGUUUCCAGGGACGUGAAAAGGACGUUGCAAUAUUUUCAUGUGUUCGAGCAAGCAAAGAUAAAGGCAUUGGUUUUGUUGCUGAUUAUCGGCGAAUGAAUGUUGGCAUAACCAGAGCUCGGUCUUCUGUCCUGGUUGUUGGUUCUGCAUCCACGUUACGAAGAGACGCACGUUGGCAAAAUUUAGUUGAGAGCGCGGAGAAGAGAAAUGCGCUCCAUAAGGUCUCCAAGCCCUAUGCUGAGUUCUUCAGUCAGGAGAAUCUCAAAUUAAUGCAAGUGGAAGUUGUGCAUGACAAAUCUGAGGCUCCUCCAGAAGAUAUGGACAUUGAAGUGUCCAUUACUGCUGAAGCUGAUCAAGCCCCACAGGAUGACUGGGGUUAUGCUGGAGAAGAAGGGGGCUACGAUGAGGACUAGAGACUGAAUUUCAAUUGAUUAUUAGGAGCUUGGAACAACUUGAUAUAAGAUUUGUAA
Solanum stenotomum is the source of this 2557-nucleotide messenger RNA. RefSeq names its product probable helicase MAGATAMA 3. Lineage: Eukaryota; Viridiplantae; Streptophyta; Magnoliopsida; Solanales; Solanaceae. The transcript is spliced from 21 exons. Gene Ontology annotation, molecular function: helicase activity. Bases 53 to 2500 code for a protein of 815 amino acids. The record is from RefSeq and is a predicted model, not a curated record.